UUUAAAGUAGAUUCUUGUCUAAAGCCUCACAGGAGUACAAACACUCACUUGCAUGCUAUGUGAGAGAUCUUAACCUUCAAACUUAAUCAAGAUUUUCUACCCUUUCCCUCCCUUCCUUCUUCGGCUACAAGUCUUUGAAGAAAAUGGAUUGUAGCCAGAGGAGAACCUGAUGCAGAGGACUGGGUGGUGUUUUUCUUUUCAAAGGAGGCUGAUACCCAGGAAGCAAAAUGUUCUUCCUUCUCUCCUUUCUGACUGUGGGAGUGAAGCUCCGCCUGAUAACAGGUUUAUUUACAGUAACUGUUCCCAAGGAACUGUAUAUAGCGGACUAUGGUAGCAAUGUGACAAUGGAGUGUAACUUUGACACUGGAGGACAAGUGGACAUUGAAGCAUUGAGAGUCACUUGGACGAAGGAUGAAAGGAAAAUUGUGAAUUUUCCUAGUAUACAGAAAGACUUGGAAAUUCACAGUGAGCACAGUGGAAGAAGAAUGACGUUGUUAGAGGACCAGCUGUCUUUCAGGAAAGCCUUGCUUCAUAUUAGGGAUGUCCAGAUAAUGGAUGCUGGCCAGUACCACUGCCUGCUUCUUUAUAGGGAUGCCGCGGACUACAAGUAUGUCACUCUGCAUGUAAAAGCUUCCUACAAGACAAUAAAUACUCAAGUCAUCAGGGUCCCAGGAAGCAAUGAAAUAGAGCUUACCUGUCAGUCUAAAGGCUAUCCUCUGGCAGUGGUAUCCUGGCUAAACAUCAGUGAACCUGCGAAUACCACCCACUCAAAGACCCCCGAGGGUCUCUACAACAUCACCAGUGUCCUGAGGCUAAAGGACAACACUCAUAGGAACAUCAGCUGUGAGUUCUGGAAUCAAGAUACCCAAGAAAGGACGUCGGCUGUUUUAGAUCCACAGGAAAUUCCAGAUGAAAAAUUACCCCUGACUUAUAUUCUCAUUCCCACCUGCAUCAUCAUCUUGAUUUUUGUGGCAGCCGUGAUAUUCCUUAGAAGACAACUUUGCCUGAAGGACUCACACAGAACGGGUAUGAUCCUAUGACCUCAAGAGCUGGAGAUUUUCUGAUUUGACAGACUCAAGAGACCUAGUUUGCUCCACCUGCAGCUUGCACUUUUAAAAAAAAAUUGAUCAGCACGGCACUUUAGAUUCAAAACCACAAAAAGUUAGCUGAAUCUUGGAUAAUGGCAAGAGCAUAGCACUAAACCUCUCCAAAUUCUUGUGAUAUAUAGCCUGGCCAUGAUGUUUCUUAAGUUUAUCAAUACCAACUGUCACAAAGGUGUUAAACACUGCUGGAUGGUCAGUAGCAAUGGUAUCCUGGGUAUUGCCCUUUUUGUUCAAUUAGUUUAUUUGGGUUUCUGUACUUUGAAUGAAAUCCUACUGGAGAUGCUUCUUGAUUACUGGUUGACUUCUCUUCUAGAAAGGGUUAGGGCCUGGUGGCCCCUGGUUCCAAUGUGAGGCUCUUUUCCAUCAUUACUGGAUUGAAAGAAGAGAACCAUUUUCCCCAAAUUUAUUGGAAAGGACAGAUUUCAAGAAGAAUAGAGAAGAGUUGGCCUUCAUUCUUGUAUAAGAAUUUGCAGAAUGCCUAACAGACCCCUUCUGCUGGGGAAAGGGUAAUAUUUGGUCUCUCCCCCAUAAUCUAAGAAUUACUUGAAUUGUCUAAUUCAGGUUAUGACCUCUAUGGCAGAGAAACAACAAGCACAAGGACACAAUGUACAUCUAGUAACUACAGACCUUCUGGGAGCCCUCUAAAGAUAUUCUACUAAAGAGAAAAUAUAGAAA
Messenger RNA from Trichosurus vulpecula (common brushtail), 1778 nucleotides. It is a transcript of the gene PDCD1LG2, whose product is annotated as programmed cell death 1 ligand 2. The record is from RefSeq and is a predicted model, not a curated record. Gene Ontology annotation, biological process: immune response; T cell costimulation; cell surface receptor signaling pathway. NCBI's taxonomy places the organism in Eukaryota, Metazoa, Chordata, Mammalia, Diprotodontia, Phalangeridae. Gene Ontology annotation, cellular component: external side of plasma membrane. The coding region runs from base 228 to 1040 and encodes 270 amino acids. The transcript is spliced from 6 exons.